This is a messenger RNA of Myzus persicae (green peach aphid), 780 nucleotides long. RefSeq lists its product as uncharacterized. The record is from RefSeq and is a predicted model, not a curated record. The annotation marks the transcript as partial. NCBI's taxonomy places the organism in Eukaryota, Metazoa, Arthropoda, Insecta, Hemiptera, Aphididae. The transcript has a single exon.
AUGGAUGACACGUAUUUAGACGUUACGGCCGACUAUGUCGAUGAGUGUAAAAUAACGCAGAUGAAUUAUCAUUCGUUCACUCCGUACUCUAACAUGUCUUUAUCAAAUAAUGAUGAAAUAAGGAUAAGUAUUUUAAAUAUGGAUUCGUACACUUUACCGUGUGAAAGUUAUAUUUACAUCGAGGGAAAAGUAAAUAAGCCAACCGAUGCUGUUGGAGAUGUUCGUUUUUCAAAUAACGGAUUGGCAUUUUUAUUCUCAGAAAUGCGAUAUGAAAUAAACGGAAUAGAAAUACAGAAAUUAAAAUCACCCGGAGUUUCGUCUUGCUUGAAAGCAUACUGUUCGUAUUCUCCAAACGAUUUGAAUACUCUAGAGAGCGCUGCUUGGGACUCGGCCAUGGAUAGUGAAGAUAAUAAAAAUUGUAUGCCCAACGAUGUAUUUACCGGGUGUAUCCCUCUAAAACAUUUAUUCGGAUUCUGUGAAGACUAUAAAAAAAUAUUACUUAAUUGUAAUCAGCAACUGAUUUUAAAUCGUGCAUCUACCGACCUUGAUGCGAUACAUGUUGUUGGUGAUGGCGCAUCCUCAGCCGUUGAUAAAAAUAAAAAAAUUAAAAUUGAACUUACUAAGGUGACUUGGAAGAUGCCUAUUAUCAAAGUCAGUGAUAAAGAAAAAUUAAGACUGAUAAAAGUAAUAGAUUCACAUAGAACACUGUCGUGUGCGUUCAGAACUUGGGACCUGUGCGAAUAUCCGAUACUUCCUAGAAAUACUUCUCAUUCGUGGACG